Messenger RNA from Aegilops tauschii subsp. strangulata, 1310 nucleotides. The record is from RefSeq and is a predicted model, not a curated record. Lineage: Eukaryota; Viridiplantae; Streptophyta; Magnoliopsida; Poales; Poaceae.
CGACGGACGCUCUCUCUCCCGCACGAGAACGAGAGACGCCCGGCGCUAGGGUUCCCUCCGCCGUCGCGCCCUAUCCCUCCGCUCCCGGCAACCAUCGCUACACUCUCCCAUCCCCUUGCAGUCGCCGUCGUAGUCCCCCACCAUUGGUCACGGCGCAGACAGCUUCUGUCGCGCGGCGAGGUGGAGCAGGGUCAACGCGGCGGCUCGAGCGGCUAGGGGCGGCAUGGCUGAUCGAUGUAGAGCGGUGGGGGCGGCUGGAUCGACGGUGGCGGCUGGAGCUUGCAGAACGGCGCCACUGGAGGUCAACGCGGCGGCUCGAUCGACUGGGGGCGGCGCGGCUGCUCGAUGUAGAGCGGCAGGGGCGUCGCGGCUGCUCGAUGAAGAGCGGCAGGGGCGGCUGGAGCUUGCAGAACGGCGGCGGCGGAGGCUGGAGCUUGUAGAUCGGCGGGCCAACCUGAGCAACAGCUCCAAGGAGCACGCCACUAGGUGCCCGGUCUGGCUGGGGGACCUCAUCGACGCCAAGAAGUUGGGAGGCAGUGCUGCUGGCAGUGAUAUGCUGCACCUCCCUGUCGCCGGCGUGGCUACUGCAGGCAGGAAGAAAGAGAGAAACAUGAUGAAAAUUGUAUUGCCGGUUUUAGCAGGCGUGCUGGUGCUCACAUGCUUAUCCAUUGUGAUAUGGGUUUGCAGGUCCAAAGACACAGUGUACUACGCUCAUGUAUAUGUGAUAUAAACCAAUUCUGCAUUAUGCUGCUCAGUGCUCGCAAAUACUGCAAAAUUACUAGGCCUAGGAGAUUUGAGCACUUGUGAAGGUUUUGGGACACGAAGCCCCAUUGAAGGUUUUGAAUUUUCAAAGCUUCAAAGAUGUUGCAGCUGUGACAAACAAUUUUCACCCAUCACAUAUGAUCGGACAAGGUGGUUUUGGCAACAUCCAAUGUCGCCGCCGUGGAGUUCACUGGAAGAAGAACAUCGGUCGAGCAUUCCAAUGUCGCCUCCGCCGAGUUCGCCACCGAGCCAUCCAAUGUCGCCUCUGCUGAGUUCGCCGGAGGAAGAACAUCCGCCGUCCGAACGUGCUGCACCAGAAGUAUGUAUCAGCUUUUCCCAAAUUAGUCCAACGUUGUGGUAUGCAUCCGCUUUUCCCAAAUUAGGCCAACGUUGUUGGAUAUUGCUUCAAUCAAAAACAAUCUGUGAAACCUGGGGGUGUACUAAUGUUUCCUGUAUUUUUUAUCUUUAAUCUGAGCAUCCAAUCUAUGUAAGCCGGGUGUUGCCUGUACAUUAUAUUACUCCAUUGUUUGCCAGUCCCUGUUUGAUUC